Messenger RNA from Oncorhynchus gorbuscha (pink salmon), 6618 nucleotides. Its product is annotated as AT-rich interactive domain-containing protein 4A-like. The record is from RefSeq and is a predicted model, not a curated record. The transcript has 24 exons. The coding region runs from base 262 to 4692 and encodes 1476 amino acids. Gene Ontology annotation, molecular function: transcription cis-regulatory region binding. Gene Ontology annotation, cellular component: nucleus. NCBI's taxonomy places the organism in Eukaryota, Metazoa, Chordata, Actinopteri, Salmoniformes, Salmonidae. Gene Ontology annotation, biological process: regulation of transcription by RNA polymerase II.
UAUGUGCAACGUCCUUGUAGUAUGCCAACGCUGAGCUGUUGAUUAAAAUUAUUUUUAAAUGCUUUUGACGUUUUUUUUUGUCUGUUAACAAUCAGCAUGAGCAUACAGUUAAACUAGAUAGCCAGUAGCCACACAUUUUUGUGAGUCUGGAGGGAGGGGGCUGCAUCGAGCUUGAAAAGAAUGCGUUAGAAGUAGCAGGCUAGUUCGUCGUUAGCCGCAAUCAAAACAAAUCGAGCUGGACUCCCUCAAAUAGCCUCUACGAUGAAGGCAGCGGACGAGCCUGCCUACCUGACUGUGGGGACAGAGGUCAGCGCGAAAUACAGAGGUGCCUUCUGUGAGGCAAAAAUCAAGACUGUUAAACGGACGGUGAAGGUUAAGGUGAUGCUCAAAGGAGACACUACCUCACAAGUUGUUCAAGAUGACCAAGUGAAAGGACAGUUGAGGGUGGGCUCCACAGUGGAGGUGAAGAGUGCAGAGGGGAUCUGCAGUGAGGCAACCAUCAACAAACUUACAGACGCCAGUUGGUACACAGUGGUGUUUGACGAUGGAGAUGAGAAGACACUCCGCAGGACGUCUCUGUGUCUUAAGGGCGAGAGACAUUUUGCUGAGAGCGAGACGUUGGACCAACUGCCCCUGACCAACCCAGAGCACUUUGGCACCCCCGUCAUCGGGAAGAAGGGAAACCGCGGAGGAAGGAGGUCAUCUCAGGCUCAUGCGAACGAUGACAAGGAGUCUUCGUCCAGUGAUGACGACAGUGAGGAUAGGAGGAGGCUAAAUGAUGACCUGCUGGGUAAAGUGGCCAGUAUUCAGACUGGGACAGACCGGACAUCCUGGUACCUGGCCCUGGUGAUAUCACCCAGCUGCAAUGAUGACCUGACAGUCAAGAAAGACCAAUGUUUAGUGAGAUCAUUUGCAGACUCCAAAUUUCGCACUGUGGCAAGAAAGGAGAUCCAUGAAGUGAACAUGGACAGCAUCUCUAAAGCUGAGUUCUCAUCGAGGAACGGGUUGGACGAGGCAGUGCAUUUCCUCAAAACCAAGGUGGUCCCUGACAGUUGGAAGAUGGACAUGAGCGAGAUCUUAGAAUCCUCCAGCAGUGACGAGGAGGAGGACAAGGAAGGAAAAGAUAGUGAAGAAGAGGAGGAGGAGGAGGAGGAGAAAGAGGAUGACGAGCAGCCUGAGGAUGAGGCGGACCCAGAGGAGAGGGAUCACUUCCUGCAGCAGUUGUAUAAGUUCAUGGAGGAUCGAGGGACACCAAUUAACAAGCCUCCUGUGCUCGGCUACAAGGAUCUGAACCUCUUCAAGCUCUUCAGGCUAGUCUACCAGCAGGGGGGCUGUGACAAAAUUGAAAGUGGAUCUGUGUGGAAACAAAUCUACAUGGACCUGGGCAUUCCCAUCCUAAACUCUGCUGCCUCCUACAAUGUGAAGACUGCCUACAGAAAGUACCUGUAUGGCUUUGAGGAGUACUGCCGCUCAGCCUGCAUUGUGUUCAGGACCAUCCACCACAACGAGGCUCGUCCAGUGCCCCAGCCCUCCCAGUCAGAGCAGAAGGCUGCCCAGGUCCCUGAGGUGAAGGUGAAGGACAAAGAUAAGGUUGGCAAGGGCCCAACACCACCCGUCCAGAAUGAGUCUGCUGCAGCCACAGAGGACAAGCCUUCCCAGGAGGAGGCUGAGUCGGGGAGUGAGAGCGACAAAGAGAGCCACAAAGAUAUCGCCUCUCCCAGGGGGAGGAGACGGUGCACUGUGACCCCGGUCAAAGCUGAGGUGAAGGAGCCUGUCAAGCUGGAGAAGAUCAAAGAGCAGGAGCCAAGUGGUCUGGGUGUGGGCGAGACCAGCGGAGAGGAGACGGGUGGUCAAAAAGAGAGCAGCAGGUCAGACGGAGGGGACACCCAGGGGAAUGGAUGCAGCCGACUUUUGGAGGAGUCCGAUAAAGAGUCUGAGGACGAAGGGGAGGAUGAGGACGGCGAGAGGAGAGUUGGAGAAGGGGCUGAGGAUGAGGACUCAGAAGACUCUGUGACCGGGACUAAGGUGAAGGUAAAGUACGGCCGAGGGAAGACCCAGAAGAUAUACGAGGCCAAUAUCAAGAAAACUGAGAACGAUGAUGCCGGAGAUGUCCUCUACCUUGUACACUACUAUGGCUGGAACGUCAGGUAUGAUGAGUGGGUCAAAGCAGAUCGGAUCAUCUGGCCUGUCGACAAGGGCGGAACAAAAAAUAAACAGAAAAAGAAAGUCAUGAACAAAGAGGAUGGAGAGAAGGACAAGCAGGGGAAGCUGGGUGGGUUGAGAGGUCGCCCUCUUCUCAGAACCACUCCCCCCAGUGCCAACCGCAGCGUCUCCAAGACCCCCAGCCGUGAGGGGCGCUCCAGCAGCAAGAGCAAAUCUGACACAUCACCCCUGCCCAAUGGAGAGGGUACCCCUCGCCGACGCACAAGAAGAACCUCUGGGAUGUAUGACUCGGACAGGGAUGCCAACUCCAAUGAUGAGUCUGGGAAUUCGUCCGAGGACAGUGAGUCAGAGGAAUCGCCGGAGAAGAAGCCUGCAUGGGCGGAGAGAACGGACCCCGCCACGGCCCGUAAACAGGAAGAGGAGGAGGACCUGAGGGUGGAGAGAGGAAGAGCAGAGGCAGUGGCCGCCGCAGCAGCCCAGGCAGCAGCAGCAGCACAGCUCCAGCCCCCUAGCAGCCCUAAGGAGAAGGAGCAGCAGCAGGAGGACAAACUCCCUGAGAGGGAGCCUGAGAAAGAGGAGGCUGAGGAGCAGCCCCAGACGCCUCCCAUGACCCCUGAACCCGACAGACCCAAAGAGGAAGACCCCCCUAACCUGAAAUCCCCCAGACCUAAAGCAUCACGUAGAAGUAACGUUAGAGAGCCCGAGAGGAACACCAACAUCACUGGCUCUGAGAUACCCACCACUCCCAACCACACUGAGACGGAGUCGUUCCCCAGCCCAUGCCCCCUAAAGAGGCAGGAUGAGCCCAUGGUGGUGCUUCACUGUCUCCCUGCUGAGCACCUCCCCAGCAUGCCUGACCUCCCCAUCAUGGACUCCGACACAGACUCCGCCCCGGAGGAGGAGAUCUGCAGGGAGGAGCGAGGCGUGGCCAAGCGUAAAGCCACCGACCACAGGACGCCGGACAAGAAGGUGCGUCUAGACUGGAGGGAGAAUACUGCCAGAGUGGCAUCGCCGGGCGCGAGGCCCCAUGACUCGCCGGGCGCGAGGCCCCAUGACUCGCCGGGCGCGAGGCCCCAUGACUCGCCGGGCGCGAGGCCCCAUGACUCGCCGGGCGCGAGGCCCCAUGACUCGCCGGGCGCGAGGCCCCAUGACUCGCCGGGCGCGAGGCCCCAUGACUCGCCGGGCGCGAGGCCCCAUGACUCGCCGGGCGCGAGGCCCCAUGACUCGCCGGGCGCGAGGCCCCAUGACUCGCCGGGCGCGAGGCCCCAUGACUCGCCGGGCGCGAGGCCCCAUGACUCGCCGGGCGCGAGGCCCCAUGACUCGCCGGGCGCGAGGCCCCAUGACUCGCCGGGCGCGAGGCCCACGACUCCAGAGCGGAGGCUGGAGUCGGGGGGACUGAAAGAAGAUGAGUGUCUGAAGCCAGCGAAGGGUGAAACAGAACCGGAGGUUAAAACAGAGAUGCCUGCCCUCACUCCGGAGGUGCGGUGUCGAGGUCCAGGAGAGGGAGGUGUUGCAGGAGGUCAGCCCAGGUCAGAGCAGCCAGACUAUGGGGCAGAGGAGGAGCUGAUGCCCCAGAUAGGGCCUGAGGCUCUGGUCUGCCACGAGGUGGAUUUGGACGACCUGGAUGAGAAGGACAAGACCUCAGCAGAAGACCUCCUAAUGAUGAUGAGCCAAGGGAAGGUCCAUGCUCCCCCUCCAUCCAAUGCCUCCUCCCACCACCCCCAGACCCACAACAACCCUCCUCCAUCCUCUGGUGGAGCUGCUCCUUCACAAGUCUUUUCCCCCACCUCGGCUCCUAGCCCUGAUGAGUCUAUAAGCACCAAGAGUGAGAGCGACGUCACCAUCGAGGUUGACAGUGUAGCUGGGGAGUCUCAGGAGGGGCUCGGUGAUAAUGAGUCGGCCAACUCCAACUGCUUUGAAGCCAACACCAGCUCUAGCAACUCCAGCAUGUCACUACAGGAGAGAGACACCAAGGACAGAGGUCAGAAAAGGUUGAUGGACUGCAAUAUGAGUUGUUCUGCAAAGAAGCAGAAGCGCAACCAGAAACGGCCAAGCACUACGUCCAAAAUGGAGAAGAAUGGAGCAGAGUACAGCAGUGACAGUGAGGACCUGGCUGUUAUGGACCCCUCCUGUAAGAUGACUCCAGUGAAACACUCGAUGUCUAAAGGAAGCCUGAAGUUGGUCUCUCCUAACAGUAAGGAGUUAGAGAAGGACAAGCACAAACACAAGCAGUCCUCCUUCCCCUCCCCUCGCACAUACAAGUGGACCUUCCAGCUCAAUGAACUGGACAGCAUGACAAGUGCUGAGAGGAUUUCCUUCUUACAAGACAAACUACAGGAUAUAAGGAAGUAUUACAUGUCACUCAAGUCUGAAGUGGCCUCCAUAGACAGGAGGCGGAAGAGGUUAAAGAAGAAAGAAAGAGAAGUGUCCCACACCACAGCUUCAACAUCGUCUGGCUCGUCAGACACUGGGAUGAGCCCCUCCUCCGCCUCACCGACUCAGAACACUGUGGCUGUCGAGUGCAGGUGAUGACACGCCUUCUCCCCCACGGUUCCCAUGACGACUACCCUUUCCCACCAUACCGCUGUCUCCCUGGAGACACGGUUGUGUCCGAAAUGGCACCCUAUUCCCUUUAAAGUGCAAAUCUUUUGACCAGAAGCCAGUGUUAAAUGACCAGAGGCCCUGGUCAAAAGUAGUCCACUAUAUAGGGCAUAGAGGUGCCAUUUCAGACAUACCCACGUACUGACACACCAGAGCCAGCGGCCAAAAGCACUCGACUGCCCCCCUCUGUCUCCUUUCAUCCCCCCAUCCCUCCUACCGCAUCCCAUCCACCACUUGGCCACUCCCACUUCUUGCACUUCCCUGCCUUGUAGAUAUUGUGGUCCACCUACUAUAGUGUUGUCAGGAAAUGGAUUCUACGUGAGUUGAAUGUAAAGGAAACCACAAACCCCAGAUACUCCUAGCCAAACCCCUUCACUCUCCAUCCUUGAACAGUCCAUGGCACUUUUCUUCUUCUUACUCUGUCAGAAACAGAUAUAACCUCCUCUGGUUCCUCAAACAGGAGCAAUCUAGAUUCAGUAAUGAAUCAAUGAUGUCUAUCAGCAGAACCAGACAUACACAAUGUAUGUAAUCUACAAUGUAAAGGGUCCCUACCCAUGUUAAUAAUGGUCACUUAACCACCAUGUUAAUAAUGGUCACUUAACCACCUUGGACAUUGUUUGCAAAAAGGUCAAUUAUGUUCGCUUGCUCCAUCAGAACUGCCAAAGUACACGUGUUACAGCAGAUUGUCCUAUUUUGGAAAAGUGGGACAAAUUCAAUUGCAAAAGGGAAUGUAGUUUACUGAAAACUGCAGCCGUUGUCUUCCAUUUAUUGCAGUGUGUCAUCACAGAUUAAUUAUGAAAACUAUUUUUGGGUCUCUUUUUAAGAAAAGUAAUUAAAAAAAAUAUUAGAAAAAGGUUUAUUACAGUGGAACACAGGAGAAUGUUUUCAGUGGACUAAUUUCCUUUGCGAGUGUAUUGUCUUUUUAUAUGUAAUUGCAGAGUUUUUAUUUUAGUAUGGAAAAUUUCAAAAAGUAUAUAUCACAACAGUGAAGUUAUUUAAUGAAAGAUUUCUAGCCCUGAAAUUUUGUGUAAAAAAAGGUUUCUUGCAUUGUUAAAUAUAUUUAUUCUGUCAGUGGACACAUUUUAGUAUUUUUUACAAUAUAUAGACACGAACCUUCCACAGUUUGGACAAUGGGAAAUUCUGAUAUUGAAAGAAUGUUGUGUGCUCAUCUAAAAGCAGACUUUGACUGUGAUGUUUCAAUUGGGUAGCUACUGUGCAGUACAUGUUUCCCCUAUUUUCAACAGGGCCCUCAACUUUCUCAACAUGUUUUUUUUUCCCUAGAUGGUUUUUGGGGAACACCAUAAUUUGGUGGCUUUCACUUUGUUUCUUGGUACUUGUAUUUGUUAUAAUUUAAAACAACUAUUCUUAUUUUGACAUGAGUUCUGACCAAUAAAUAAAAGUUGCUUAAGGAAUAUGUAUGUGAAGCCCAGAGGUUUCUUAUGAUUGUUUUUGUAUAUAGAUCUUCCAAAACCAUGAAUUUGAAAAAUACAUUUGACAAACUGUAAAGAAUGACAUUAUUUUUUUAUACCUCAUCUUUGUACUGGUAUAUUAAAACCUUUUUUAUGUCAAGUUGGUAGAAACAUUUACGCACACAGACUGACUAUAUACUGACCCAGUGGGUUUCAGCAUUAGUCUGAAACUAACCCUACAGAAGAGUCAUGGAAGCAUUCAGAACAUUGACAUUUUUUAUGCCUUAUAGACUUGUGAAAAACACACAGUACUUCCUUAAAAGCUAAGUUUAUCUACAGAUUCCUGGAUGAAGGAAAGAAGGUAUAAAGAUUACCUGAGCAAAGUCUUUGUAUCUUAAUGUAAAAUAAGCAGAGCUCUUCAUUUCUAAUAAAGUUUUUAAAUAUU